Molecule: messenger RNA, 1863 nt
Organism: Chrysochloris asiatica (Cape golden mole)
Lineage: Eukaryota; Metazoa; Chordata; Mammalia; Afrosoricida; Chrysochloridae
Gene: F12
Product: coagulation factor XII (Hageman factor)
Exons: 14
Coding region: 1-1863 (620 amino acids)
Biological process (GO): zymogen activation; blood coagulation
Cellular component (GO): extracellular region; rough endoplasmic reticulum
Molecular function (GO): serine-type endopeptidase activity; calcium ion binding
Source: RefSeq, a predicted model, not a curated record
AUGAGGGCUCUGCUGCUUUUAGGGUCUCUGCUGGUGAGCCUGGAGCCAGCACUUUCGUCUCCACAUCAGAAAGUCCCCAAGGAAUACAAGCACACAGUGGAUGAGCACACAGUGGUUCUCACAGUCACUGGAGAGCUCUGCCACUUCCCUUUCCAGUUCCACCGGCAACUGCAUCACAAAUGCACUCACAGGGGCCGACCUGGCCCACAACCUUGGUGUGCUACUACCCCCAACUUCCAGCAGGACCAGCGGUGGGCAUACUGCCUGGAGCCCAAGAAAGUGAAAGAUCUCUGCAGCAAACACAGUCCCUGCCAGAGGGGAGGAACCUGUGUGAACCUGCCCAAUGGACCACAUUGCCUAUGUCCAGAGCAUCUCACUGGGAAGCACUGUCAGAGAGAGAAGUGCUUUGAGCCUCAGCUUCAGCGUUUCUUCGAUGAGAAUGAGAAGUGGCAUAGGCUUGGGCCUGCAGGCGUGCACAAGUGCCAGUGCAAGGGUCCCCAUGCUCACUGCAAGCCUCUGGCCAUCCAGGCCUGUCGCACAAAUCGGUGCCUUAAUGGGGGCAGCUGCCUGGAAGCGGAGGGCCGUGCCCUGUGUCUUUGUCCCACCGGCUACUCGGGUCCCAUCUGUGAUGUAGACACGGAGGCGAACUGCUACAACGGCCGCGGGCUCAGCUAUCGCGGCACCGCCCAGACUACGCUCUCGGGAGCGUCCUGCCAGCCAUGGUCUUCGGAGGCCACCUUCUGGAACGUGUCUGCAGAGCAAGAGCUGAACUGGGGACUGGGCCGCCACGCUUUCUGCCGGAACCCAGACAAUGAUACUCGCCCUUGGUGCUUCGCGUUGAGUGGCGACAGGCUGACCUGGGAGUACUGUAAUCUGACACAGUGCCAGGACCCAGAUCAGACUUCGCCUUCGGUUUCUCCUUCGACCCGACUCUUCCUGGAGCUCCAGCACCUGCCUUUGCCUCAGCCUUCGGUCCUGCAGGACCCUCAGCCCACGACCCUGAGCCUGCCUCAGUCACCGACCCCAACCUCGCGCGAAGCACCCAAGCAGCAGACUCCACUGCUCACGGUGGGUGCCGUGGGCUGCGGGCAGCGACUCAGGAAGGGGUUGUCCUCUCGAAGACGCAUCGUCGGGGGACUGGUGGCGCUGCCCGGCUCGCACCCCUACAUCGCCGCGCUAUACUGGGACAACAAUUUCUGCGCCGGCAGCCUCAUCGCCUCCUGCUGGGUGCUGACCGCGGCUCACUGCCUGCAGAACCGGCCGGACCCCGAGGAACUGACUGUAGUGCUGGGCCAGGACCGCCAUAACCAGAGCUGCGAGCAGUGCCAGACGCUGGCCGUGCGCUCCUACCGCCUGCACGAGGCCUUCUUGCCUACCAACUAUCAACACGACCUGGCCCUGCUACGACUGCGGGAGAGCGCAGAUGGCAGCUGCGCGCUCCUGUCGCCUUACGUCCAGCCCGUGUGCCUGCCGAGUGGGGCCGCCCGAUCCACCGAGCCCGAGGCUGCGCUCUGCGAGGUGGCCGGCUGGGGCCACCAGUUCGAGGGGUCGGAGGAAUAUUCCAGUUUCCUGCAGGAGGCGCGGGUGCCACUUAUUCCCCGCGAGCGCUGCUCCGCCCCCGACGUGCACGGAGCCGCCCUCAUCCCGGGAAUGCUCUGUGCGGGCUUCCUCGAAGGGGGCACAGACGCUUGCCAGGGUGACUCUGGAGGCCCGCUGGUGUGUGAGGAUGAGGCCAAGGGGCACCGAGUCAUCCUGCGGGGUGUCGUCAGCUGGGGCUCUGGCUGCGGCGACCGCUACAAGCCCGGCGUUUACACCGAUGUGACUAACUACCUGGCCUGGAUCCAGGAACACACUGCUUCCUGA